AUGAGAGAAAUCGUGCACGUUCAAGCCGGCCAGUGCGGUAACCAGAUUGGUUCUAAGGUUUUUGAUUCUAUUUUAGUACCAUGAAUAAUUUGAAUAUUCAGUUCUGGGAAGUCAUCUCCGACGAACACGGAAUCGCACCCGAUGGUACAUUUAAGGGCGAGCACGACCUCCAACUGGAGCGAAUCAACGUAUAUUAUAACGAGGCCAACAGUGAGUGAAAAAGGGAUGUUUGAAUUGAGUUAAUUGUUGUUUUGAGAUGGAAAGUACGUUCCUCGCGCAGUCCUCGUCGACUUGGAGCCGGGAACAAUGGACUCCGUUCGAUCCGGUCCUUAUGGAACUCUGUUCCGUCCUGACAACUACGUCUUCGGUAUUAUCUUUUUUCAUUGUCUUUUUGUUUGAAGACAAAACUGAGCGUUUUUUUUCAGAUUUAUUUAUUCAAUUCAGGACAAAGCGGAGCCGGAAACAACUGGGCCAAGGGUCACUACACAGAAGGAGCCGAACUCGUCGACAACGUGCUGGAUGUCGUCCGAAAGGAGGCUGAAGGCUGCGACUGUCUCCAAGGCUUCCAACUCACCCACUCUCUCGGCGGCGGCACUGGAUCUGGAAUGGGAACUCUCCUGAUCUCCAAGAUCCGCGAGGAAUACCCUGACCGAAUCAUGUCCAGCUUCUCCGUCGUCCCAUCGCCCAAGGUCUACAACAAACUAAACAUGACAAAGUAUAAAAUUAUGUUCUUUCAGGUCUCCGACACGGUCGUCGAGCCGUACAACGCCACUCUCUCGGUUCAUCAGCUUGUCGAGAACACCGACGAAACCUAUUGCAUUGACAAUGAGGCUCUCUACGAUAUCUGCUACCGCACCCUCAAGCUCAGCAACCCCACUUACGGAGACUUGAACCAUCUCGGUAUGUUUUGCAAAAAAAAAGUGUCAAAAGUUUAAUUUCACUCAAACCCCGAACACAUGUUUUGGGAAUUGAAAACUGCAUUCAUAUGUAAUGAGGAGAAAGCAAUCGUGGCUUUUGAAGGAGAAAAAAAGUCGCAAAAAAGAAUUCUUUCAAAUCACUUGGGAGUUGUAAUGAAAAUAAUUAAAACUGCAUCAAAAAUAAAAAACAAUAACAUCGACAGAAUUUUCUCAUUUCAUUAAUAUUGUUCGAAAGUGUUAAAAAUAAUCUAUUUAUUUCCCCCUUUGCCUAUAUCUUUCGAGAAUGCCGUAAAAAAACCACAUAAAUAAAAUAUGAAAAAUAACCUUAGGUGAUUUCAAAAGACAAUAGAACUAAGGUGAAGUCAAAGUGAAAUUACUGACAGUAGAAAACAAGUAGAGAUAGAGAUGUAUUUUUGAAAUCGACAUACUUCGGAUACACUUUGAAAGGAAAAUCGAGUCUUCAAGGCGGACAUAAAAAUUUAUAAAUUAGGUCAAUUUUACAGUGUCGUUGACCAUGUCCGGCGUGACGACGUGCCUCCGCUUCCCUGGACAACUUAACGCCGAUCUCCGCAAGUUGGCCGUGAACAUGGUGCCGUUCCCGCGUCUCCACUUCUUCAUGCCCGGCUUCGCGCCGCUCUCCGCCAAGGGAACUGCCGCCUACCGCGCCCAGACCGUUGCUGAACUCACCCAACAGGUAUCGAAAUCAUCCUUUAUUUCAUAACUUUUUGUUGAACUUCAGAUGUUCGACUCGAAGAACAUGAUGGCCGCCUGCGACCCUCGCCACGGCCGGUACCUGACUGUCGCCGCCAUGUUCAGAGGAAAGAUGAGCAUGCGGGUUUGUCCCAGAGUUUUGCUUUGCAAUAUUCAAAUCUUCAUUCUGCAGGAGGUUGACGAGCAGAUGCAGAACGUGCAGAACAAGAACUCGUCUUACUUCGUCGAAUGGAUCCCGAACAACGUGAAGACGGCCGUCUGCGACAUUCCACCCCGAGGCCUCAAGAUGGCCGCCACCUUCGUCGGAAACUCCACCGCCAUCCAGGAGCUCUUCAAGCGAAUCAGCGAGCAGUUCACUGGUAAUUUUCGGACAAAUAAAAUGAGUGCCUAAAAAUACAACUUUUCGCAGGAAUUUUCUUUCUCUGCGCUUCCGGAGUUUAUUAUGAAUUCGCUCGAAUAGUCUUCAGAAGUCCGGAGAAAGAUUCUUUAUAGUGACUAAGUAAUUGAAAUAUAAAUUUUCGAAGUUUGCGUUAAUCAUAGAAAAAGGCCACCCCCAAUGUUCGCUUUUUAAUCUAUAUUUUUAAAAGGUUUGCGCAGUUGGCCAUUGUCAGGGAUCUUUUCUGAACCUUCAGAAAGAGUUUGGAUUGAACUUCACACUAAAAUGACUUCAGAAUUGCCUGGAACUUGGAAUAAAUUUCAAAAUUUUCAGCCAUGUUCCGCCGCAAAGCCUUCCUCCAUUGGUACACUGGUGAAGGAAUGGACGAGAUGGAGUUCACCGAGGCGGAGAGCAACAUGAACGAUCUCAUCUCCGAAUACCAGCAAUAUCAGGUUUUUUCUGUCAUUUUCCGUCCGUUUCAUCAACUUUAUCAAUUUCCAGGAAGCUUCGGCUGAUGACGAAGCCGGUUUGGAAGGAUACGAAGGCGAAACUGGCGAGACGUUCGAAGAAACCCAAUAAGGUCGCAUUCCAUAUUAACGGCCAUUUUCAUUGUCAAAUGAAUAAACAUUCUAAUUAUUUUUAUUCGUUUUUUUGUUAUGAUGUUAAUGGUUCAUACCAUUUUUCAUUAUCUUUCUUCUGAAUGUGAAGUUUGAACAUUGUCGUCAUGUUUUAAAAAAAAAAACAUUUCCCAAGACAUAUCAAUCUAUGUAUGAUUCGGUGUCGGGCGUUAGUAGCCUUGACACCCCAUUAUAGGUGCUAGAAUAUCACUUUGAGUGCGCAAUGUGUGAGAGAAACUGGCCUUGGGGAAAAUCGACGCUUUUUCGAAAUCUGGGAACCGCGCCAAAUUGGAGAAAAAACGCCCUACCGAACGCUUUUUGGCAAACAUCGUCGGCGAGCGUGUCGCGUCGCGUGUGCCAUCGCUACGCCCUCUCACAUCAUUUUUUUUCCUCGUUCACUAGGCAACGUGCAUCGAUCGCCGUUCGGCCGCUCUUUCUCGCAUUCUCAUUUAAUUUCAUUUAUUGUCGUUUUCACACCGCGCCAUUUUCAUUCACUCCGGUCCAUUAAGAAACCAAGCCUAUUUCAGGAAACCAUGUCUGGCAGAGUUUACGUUGGACGGCUUUCUUCUCGAGCUUCUGAAAGGGAUAUUGAACACUUCUUCCGAGGCUACGGCCGCAUUCGAGACAUCGUUCUGAAGAAUGGCUUCGGUUUUGUUGUGAGUUGUUGUCUUUCUUUUUUCAAGAUAAUUACAGAAUGUUUCGAAUUUUAUUAAAUACGUUUUAGGAAUUCGAUGACAACCGCGACGCUGACGAUGCCGUCUACGACCUCAAUGGAAAAGAAUUGGCCGGCGAAAGAGUGAUUCUGGAAUUCUCGAAGAGAGGUCCCCGCAGUGGUGGCGGCGGCGGCGGUGGUCGUGGAGACCGUUUCGGCGGAGGUGGAUUUUCUGCUCCGCGACGUGAAAGGUAAUUACAUUUUUAAAAAAAAUUUGGAUAGAGAAAUUUUUCGAAAGUUGACCGCUAGUUGAAGCCAAUUUUGAACGCUCCAGAAAAAGGCGCCAAAUUAAAUGUGGGACCAAUAGAACAAAAUAUCGAUGAGGUCAUGCGCCAUUCGCGCUUAUCUAUCGAUUCAAGUCACACCGGCUUGUUUGGACAUAAGAAUGAGCAUAUAAAGAAUCUAUAACAUUAUGACGACAAAGAGGGUUUUCAAUACUUGGAUCAUGUCAAAAUUAUGAUUUUUUUAAACAAUUUUACGAAAACUGCUUUGAAAAAAUUCGAAUAAGAAAUCAGAAAGUUUUAUUAAAUAAUGAUAUGAAAAAUCUUCUUUCAGUCGAUAUGGUCGUCCAAUGUCGACCCGUCACCGCAUGAUCGUUGAAAACUUGUCGACCCGCAUCUCCUGGCAGGUUUGUAGAAACAAAUGAUUUAGAAGAAAAAAAUAUUACUAAUCACUCGAACAAUGUUACAUAGGCCAACGUCACCUGAACAUUACUAAUCCAUUUCUAGUGUUGGCAAGUUGCAAAAAGUUUCGAUUUUUGGAGUGACACAACGGAAAAGCCAUAAGAUAAUGAAAUGUUUAUCCAGCUCGUUGGUGAAGGCUGUUGGUUUGAUGGGUCGUAGUGCGUAAAUCGGCAUCUGGUCGGAUGUAGAUGGCCCACCCGAUUCGUUUCGUUUCGUUCUCUGGCGCAAGACUGAAAAUUUCUGGAGGGCGAGAGAUCAACCAAAACUGGCGCUUGAACCACUUUUGUGGCUCACUCUUUCUGAUGGAAUCCGCGGGGCGUCACUUCUGGCCAAAACUUCCUUCCCUGUCUCUCACUCUCUCGUAGAAUCUCUGGUGCCUUACGGAGGAUGGCUUUUGGCGGCGCGUUUGAACUGUUUGCGAUUUGGCGAGAUCAACCCCCAUGUGACACCAACGUUGCUUGGUAUGAUAGACAUACGAUCAUUCAGUUUUUGUUUUGAGAUGGAGCUCGAAUUAAGAUGUUCAGAGAUGGUUUCAUUCCUGAGCCUUUUAGGAUCUCAAAGACAUGAUUCGCCGCGUUGGAUGCGAGGUUACUUACGCCGACGCUCACAAGAAAGCUGCCAACGAAGGGUGAGCAAGACGAGGAAGUAACUGAGGCUUCUCCUUGAAAUUUGAAAAUAGAAAUAAAGAGAUAUAAAUUUUCUCUAAGUUUUGUAAAAAUAACUUUUUAACUAUCUCAGCGACUUCUCAACUUGUGUUGUUGCAAAAAAGACUUGCUUCAAAGUGUUUGGAAGUUUCAAGGACGAAAUCUCCGUUUUUUCCUGAAUCUUGUGCAAGUUGGAAUAUUUUCCCUGUUGCAGAAUCGUUUGCUUCGCAACUCGCGAGGACUUGAAACGGUGCAUGGACAAGAUGCAAGGAGAGGAAGUGAAUGGUCGCAAAAUCAAGCUCGUCGACGACACUGAGGCCAGUCGCUCCAGGUCGCGCUCCCGUUCGAGGAGCCGCAGCCGUAGACGCUCUCGCUCGCGUUCUAGCUCUAGAAGGUUAGAUUUAGAAAAAAAAAUAUUGUUUUGAUCUUUUUAAAAUAUUCAUUCUUUAAAUUAAUUAUGUUUUUUUUUCAGCCGCUCUCGCAGUCCUCGCAAUCGCUCGAAGAGUCGCUCCAAGUCUCCAAGGUCUCGCAGCGCUUCGCCCAAGAAGGAAAACGACCGUAGCCGCUCGCGUUCUCGUUCUAGGAGUGACAAGUAACAUUGAUUUAUCCAUUCCCAUAUAAUUUUCCAAUUUUUUCAGAGGCUCCCGCUCUCCUUCGCCAAAGUCGCCGGGUAAAAAUGAAGUCAAAGACGAGGCAAUGCGUUCCCGUAGCGCUUCUCCUGCUCCUGCCGAUGAUUAA
Caenorhabditis auriculariae is the source of this 5398-nucleotide messenger RNA. The record is from the annotation of a GenBank genome assembly. Lineage: Eukaryota; Metazoa; Nematoda; Chromadorea; Rhabditida; Rhabditidae.